Messenger RNA from Boleophthalmus pectinirostris (great blue-spotted mudskipper), 5290 nucleotides. It is a transcript of the gene atp13a3, whose product is annotated as ATPase 13A3. Gene Ontology annotation, molecular function: ATP hydrolysis activity; polyamine transmembrane transporter activity; P-type ion transporter activity. Gene Ontology annotation, cellular component: late endosome membrane. The record is from RefSeq and is a predicted model, not a curated record. Bases 312 to 4139 code for a protein of 1275 amino acids. The transcript is spliced from 35 exons. NCBI's taxonomy places the organism in Eukaryota, Metazoa, Chordata, Actinopteri, Gobiiformes, Gobiidae. Gene Ontology annotation, biological process: polyamine transmembrane transport; intracellular calcium ion homeostasis.
CACUAUUGUAGUACAGAGGCUGUCCCACUGAGCUGUCAAUACGCAGAGCCCGAAAGCUCCCAUCCGCUGCUUCUCUGCUGCGACAAAAUUUUCCCAUUAAACUUAGUCCGUUUUCUGCUUCAACGACGUCUUCUUCCAGAUAACAGUGGCUUUAGUGUCAUAAUGACUCGGAGGUGAUCUUCAGCGUGUCCAGGUGGUUCUGGGUUCCAGGUUGGUGUGGUGAGAAAGCUAGCUAACUGCGGGGAGGACCGCCUGGGGCACUGUGCACCUGGCAUUCAAGUCACUCAGGAGGGGGCUUGGAAUACGGCAGCAUGGAGAAGGAAGACUUUAAGGUACUCAAUAAAGGAGAAGAGGAGGAGAUGGAGCUGCAUGGCUAUCGCUUGUGUCGAUGGCGACUGGCUCUUGUAGGCCUUGGAGUGCUUUGUACAGGGGGCUUCCUCCUCCUGUUGCUGUAUUGGAUGCCAGAGUGGUGCGUCAAAUCCACCUGCACCCGGACCACAGCGCGGGAUGCAGAAGUGGUGCUGUUACAAUCCACAGAUGAAUUCCGACGCUGGUUCUUGGCCAAGGUACGAGUGAUGCUUGCCCCGGGGAGCAACCCCUUCCACAGCCUGGAGACCCAGACCACCUCCCCCUCCUCUCCCUCUGCCCCCUCCUCUCCCUCCUCUCCCUCCUGUCCCUUCUCAUCCCCCAUGUCUCCCCCUUUGGCCAACGGACACACACCUCAUCCCUCCGAUGGCAGCCCUGCUCAGGAGCUUGUCAAAAGAUAUGCUGACUACCAACCUUCACAAAUCCGUUAUUUUACCUUGCAUAGCACAAAGUAUUAUUGGAACGAUGCAAAGCAGAACUUUGAGGUUUUAAAUGGCCUGGAGGAUCUGCAGCUCAACUGCUCUAGGCUCCAUUCUGAACAUAGCGGAGGCUUGUGCCAGAACCAGCAGGAGUACAGGAGACUGUUCUUUGGAAUGAAUGAAAUUGAAGUGAAAGUGCCUUCUGUUUUCAAGCUGCUCAUCAAAGAGGUUCUCAACCCUUUCUACAUCUUUCAACUCUUCAGUGUGAUCCUGUGGAGUGCUGAUGAGUAUUACUACUAUGCUAUGGCCAUUAUGUUGAUGUCGGUCAUAUCCAUAGCUACCUCUCUGUACACCAUCAAAAAGCAAUAUGUCAUGCUACAUGAUAUGGUGGCAGCUCACAGUAUUGUCCGUGUAUCUGUUUGCCGAGCCAACAAUGAUAUUGACGAGAUUUUAUCUACUGACCUUGUGCCUGGUGAUGUGAUGGUCAUCCCCAGUAAUGGGACUAUCAUGCCUUGUGAUGCUGUGCUAAUCAGCGGCACCUGCAUUGUCAAUGAAAGCAUGCUCACAGGUGAAAGUGUUCCAGUGACUAAGACCAACCUUCCAAAUCCAUUGCCUGGGGACAGGAGGGACUCUGAUGGUGCCUACAACACAGAGGAGCACAAGAGACACACUCUCUUCUGUGGCACCAACGUCAUCCAGACGCGUUUCUACACAGGUGAACUGGUGAAGGCACUGGUGGUUCGUACAGGUUUCAGCACAGCAAAAGGCCAACUUGUGCGUUCCAUCCUUUACCCAAAACCCACUGACUUCAAGUUGUAUCGAGAUGCCUACCUCUUCCUCUUGUGUCUAGUUGGUGUGGCAGGAAUUGGUUUUAUCUACUCCAUUGUCCUCAGCGUCAUGAAUGAGGUUCCUGCUGGUACCAUAGUUAUUGAGUCCUUGGACAUCAUCACCAUUACUGUGCCACCUGCACUCCCAGCUGCUAUGACAGCGGGCAUUGUGUAUGCUCAGAGGCGUCUUAAACAGAUUGGAAUAUUCUGCAUUAGUCCACAGAGAAUAAAUAUCUGUGGGCAGAUCAAUCUGGUCUGCUUUGACAAGACAGGAACUCUUACAGAGGACGGUUUAGAUCUCUGGGGAGUUCAGAGAGCAGAGAAUGGCAGUUUUCACCUCUCAGAGGAAUCCGCUUAUAAGGAGAGUCUUGUAAAGUCUCAGUUUGUGGCCUGCAUGGCCACCUGCCAUUCGCUAACCAAAAUAGACGGCCAGCUGUCAGGGGACCCACUAGACCUCAAAAUGUUUGAGGCUACAGGCUGGAUUCUCGAAGAGGCCACUGAGGAAGAAACAUCUCUCCACAACCGGAUAAUGCCCACAGUAGUCCGUCCUCCAAAACAACUGUUGCCCCAAGACGUCGCUAUAUCAGCUGAGCAAGACAUGGAACUUUAUGAGCUUUCUUCUGCCUAUGAGAUUGGUAUUGUGCGUCAGUUUCCCUUUUCAUCAGCCCUGCAGAGAAUGAGUGUAGUUGCCCGUUUAUUGGGUGAGAAGCGAAUGGAUGCCUACAUGAAAGGCGCUCCAGAGGUGGUGGCUAGUCUUUGCAAAAAAGAUACAGUACCAGCAAAUUUUGCAGACAUUUUGGAGGGCUACACUAAAGAAGGGUUCAGGGUCAUCGCUUUGGCUCAUCGUCGUCUUGAAUCAAAACUUUCCUGGCACAAGGUCCAAAAUAUCAACAGGGAUCAUAUUGAGAAAAAUAUGGAGUUUCUUGGUUUAAUCAUCAUGCAAAACAAACUUAAGGCCGAAACCCCAGGUGUGCUGAAAGACCUCCAUCAAGCCCAUAUUCGCACAGUUAUGGUGACAGGUGACAACAUGCUGACGGCCAUCUCAGUAGCCAGGGACUGUGGGAUGAUUCCACCUCAGGACACGGUCAUCAUUGCAGAUGCUCUUCCUCCCCAUGACGGACAGUCCGCCAGAAUCAACUGGAGAUAUGCUGACAAACCAAGCAAAACAACUCGACUAGAGGAAAUUAACAUAAGUCUAGAGGAUGUGUGCCACAUAGAUGAGCCCAAAACCCGAGAAAUGUUCCACUUUGCUAUGAAUGGAAAGUCUUUUGCUGUCAUAGCAGAACACUUUCCUGACAUGCUUCAAAAGUUGGUCUUGCAUGGAACAGUAUUUGCCAGAAUGGCACCAGACCAGAAAACUCAACUCAUUGAGACACUGCAAGGUGUAGAUUAUUACGUUGGUAUGUGUGGAGAUGGAGCCAAUGACUGUGGGGCUCUGAAGAGGGCACAUGGAGGCAUUUCUUUGUCAGAACUUGAAGCUUCAGUAGCCUCCCCCUUCACCUCCAGAACACCAAACAUUUCCUGUGUCCCCAGCCUCAUCAGGGAAGGACGUGCUGCUCUUAUAACCUCAUUUUGUGUGUUUAAGUUUAUGGCCCUCUACAGCAUCAUUCAAUACAUUAGUGUCACUCUUCUCUACUCCAUUCUCAGUAACCUCGGGGACUUUCAAUUCCUCUUCAUUGACAUCGCCAUCAUCCUCAUCAUUGUUUUUACCAUGAGCUUGAACCCAGCCUGGAAAGACUUGGUUUCUCGGCGUCCUCCUUCAGGUUUGAUCUCUGCGCCUCUACUCUUUUCUGUGCUCACUCAGAUCAUCAUUUGCCUGGGCUUCCAAAUCAUCACAUUCCUCUGGGUCAAAGAGCAGCCCUGGUACUCUGUGUGGACUCAGUCAUCAGAUGCCUGCAACAAGUCAAGCAAUUUAUCGGACCUCAAUCAUACUGAAUUUGAUGAACAUAAUAUAAAGAAUUACGAGAACACCAGCGUUUUUUAUGUUUCAUCCUUCCAAUAUCUCAUUGUUGCGAUUGUCUUCUCAAAGGGCAAACCAUUUAGACAACCAAGCUACAAGAAUUGGCCUUUUGUGGCAUCCACGUUGAUCUUAUAUUUUUUCUUAUUGUUCAUCAUGUUUUACCCAACUGAGGCAAUUGAUGAGUUUCUUGAGCUUGUCUGUGUCCCUUUUGACUGGAGAGUGAAGCUUUUACUUGUCAUUUUAGCAAAUGCAGUUGUUUCUGUCUUGAUAGAGAGCUUCAUCCUUGACAUCGUCUUAUGGAAGCUUGUGUUCAGCCGAGACAAACAGGGCAGCUUUGGCGUCACUCCUGCCGCCCCGACACCACAGGGUUCAUUUGACCUGCGGGCUUACAAGUGUUUGGUUGAACUCUGCUGCCCUCACAAGAUGAUACCCAAGGCCCGGUACAUGCACCUCGCCCAAGAGCUGAGUGUGGACCCUGACUGGCCUCCCAAGCCCACCACCACCACUGAAGCCAAGACUGGUCCAGAAAAUGGCUCCAGCUAUCAGAUUGGAGUUGGAGUGACAUAAAUCGACCAUUUUUGUUUUUGUGAUAACCAAGAAUGGCAUUGGGCAAUGACAUUUGCGUGACCCGGAAAUGUUAUACAUUAAAAAAAAAGAAGAAGAAGAAGAAAAAUGGUAUAAAUGUAUUUUCUUUCCGAAGACUUGACGUUUAAUGUUAACAACAACAACAAGGAAAAAAAUGAUUGUAUGAAAUAUUAUAGAAACAGAGGUUGAUAAUAAAUAGUUGGUUUCUAUCUGUAAAUAUAAAAUUAACAUAUCUACUGUGUUAAGGACUAUACAAAAUGUAUUAUUUUGAAUGACAAAGGGCUGGCUGAAUUUUACUUUUGGUACUGUUUCUGGUUUCUUGGCUGAUGCUAUACUGUGUAUUUUCAGUUUGAAAUUGUCAUUUUUUUUACACUGGGCAUUAAUGAUACACCAAUUCAGGUUUGAGAGCAAAAACUAGCAAACUGCAAAUACAAGUAUGAGCUGCAUCGAUGGUGUAAAUGACAGUGGUUAAUGAUUUGAAACAUGAAGGGACUGUAUGCCUCUAGCACCUUUUAUUUAACACAGAGUAACAUAAACUAGUGUGUACAUAAAUAAUUGGGUCUGUGUUUAUCCAUUGUAUUCAUGCCAAACAAGAAUGUAAUUGUCAAAUGAUUGUUGCAUUCUUUUGUUUGUAAGUUGACUAAACAAUAUUGCUGCUAAAGUUCUCUGCUUUUAAUCUGCUGUAAAGGUUUUCACCGCCUCCUUAGUAUUUAAAAAAAGGAAAAUCAAAGCAAUGGUACAGUGUAGUUUAAAGAGCUGCUGGGCUUGUAUGUAGUGUCAUAGAACAAGGUUUCUCACACUCUUGAAAGGCAUUUAGUCUGACUUUGACAUAAUAUGGAGCUUUAUGUAGUUUCCUCAGGGGAAAGAUUAGUGACUUUUACAAAAUCAAAGACGUAAAUUAACAAGGCAAUCUAAUAAAUUCUCAAAAUGGUUAAGAACAAUUCUUAUAGUGCUUCUACUCUUCUCAACACCUCGUACCAAUAUUUUAUUGGGAAAUGUGUACAUUUAUGACAAAUUUUGUACUUUUUAAUUUAUUUUGUAUUUGUUUUUCCCUCAUUUUCUUCCUAAAAGUUGUAUUUUAGAUUGAUCUCAAUCUCAUGAUUUUCAAUAAAUGUUCUUUUAAAAUAACAAUA